AUGGAAAUCGUUCUGCUGCUACUCGGGCUUUUGGCCCCACUGUUUCUAUGCAGUCCAAUCAAACAUGCCAGCUCUGACUUUCGUCAAGCUGGCUCAAUUUCUCGGGGAAUUCCAGGCAAUACUUCUCUACCAUCAGCCGGUACCCCGUGGCAGGGGUACGACCUUAACACAAACUACUAUCAAACCACUCCAGAAACCAACGUCGUCCGCGAAUACUGGUUUGAUAUCGUCAACACAACCGCCGCUCUUGACGGAGUCGAAAGGUCGGUGCUUCUUGUGAAUGGACAGUUCCCCGGGCCUACCAUUGAGGCCAACUGGGGUGACAUUGUCAAAGUACAUGUCACAAAUCGCAUGCAAGACAAUGGUACCGCCAUCCACUUUCACGGAGUCCGACAGCUGUACAACAACCAAAUGGACGGUGUCGCGGCGCUGACCCAGUGCCCCGUUCCCCCUAACUCCAGCUACACGUAUGUCUGGAGAGCAGAGGCAUAUGGGUCGAGCUGGUACCACUCGCACUUUUCAUUGCAAGCAUGGGAGGGAGUUUUCGGAGGAAUCGUGAUUCAUGGCCCCGCAGCAGCCGAAUAUGACCACGAUCUGGGGGUGCUUUUCCUCAACGACUGGUCACACCAAACAGUCGAUGAGAUGUAUCAAUCGGUGCUCGAGAGCCCCAGUGCUCCUCAUUUUCAGACAGGACUCAUCAAUGGGAGCAACAUCUGGACUACCAUGGAUAACCAGACGGUCGGUCGUCGGUUCCAGACGGAAUUUGUUCCAGGCCAGAGGUAUCGUAUUCGCUUGGUCAAUGCAGCCAUACACACUCAUUUCAAGUUCUCUAUCGACAAUCACGACCUUACUGUCAUUGCGAGUGAUUUUGUACCAAUUGUGCCGUUUACAACGAACAAUGUUCCUAUCGGCAUGGGGGAGCGUUACGAUAUCGUCGUGACAGCAGACCAGACCCCGGACAACUAUUGGAUCAGGGCCAUUCCGCAGUCCUUCUGCAGCGACAAUGAGAACGCGGAUAACAUCAGGGGUAUCUUGCACUACAAAGGAGCUAUGGAAAACACGGAGCCAACGAGCACCAAGUGGGAUUAUGGCGACGACAUCCAGUGCCUAGAUUUCUCAUCAUCCGAACUUGUCCCGUGGCUUGCCCUUAAUGCAAAUAUUGGGGGUGCUCAGACGGUGGCAUCAGACGUGGACUUCCUCCCAUUUGGUGACGUCCCGUUGUACCUAUGGACAAUGGGUGGGCAGGCUCUCAACAUUUCAUGGAAAGACCCCACGCUGCAGCAGACAUCCGAAGACCCUCACAAGAUGGACUGGACACCCGAACAAGGGGUGAUAGAGGUUGCAAAAGCGAAUCGAUGGACCGUAUUGGUCAUCCAUACGGACAUUCCAGUCCCUCAUCCGAUACACUUGCAUGGCCACGACUUCUACGUCCUUGCUCAAGGAUUUGGCCAAUUUAAUCCUCAGAAUGUCACACUCAAAACAAUCAACCCGCCCCGUCGUGACACUGCGCUCAUGACCGCCAGUGUUGAAGGCAACGGCGGGUACUUGGUCAUCGCAUUCCCCGCUGAUAACCCGGGUGUGUGGCUCAUCCACUGUCACAUAGGGUUCCACGCAACCGAGGGGUUCGCGCAGCAAAUCGUGGAGCGGCAGAGUGAGUUUAACACUUUCUUCAACGAAGAUCUGUUGGACAAUACCUGCGCGGCAUGGGAUGAGUAUGCCAAGGUCAACCCGUACGGAAACCAGUAUCGCGGUCUUCAUGGACCGUAUGAGUCGGGAAUAUAA
Aspergillus sclerotioniger CBS 115572 is the source of this 1782-nucleotide messenger RNA. Its product is annotated as extracellular dihydrogeodin oxidase/laccase. The coding region runs from base 1 to 1782 and encodes 593 amino acids. Lineage: Eukaryota; Fungi; Ascomycota; Eurotiomycetes; Eurotiales; Aspergillaceae. The record is from RefSeq and is a predicted model, not a curated record. The transcript is spliced from 2 exons. Gene Ontology annotation, molecular function: copper ion binding; oxidoreductase activity.